Cryptomeria japonica (Japanese cedar) is the source of this 3092-nucleotide messenger RNA. Its product is annotated as cellulose synthase A catalytic subunit 4 [UDP-forming]. The transcript is spliced from 11 exons. Gene Ontology annotation, biological process: cellulose biosynthetic process; plant-type primary cell wall biogenesis. Bases 120 to 2762 code for a protein of 880 amino acids. The record is from RefSeq and is a predicted model, not a curated record. NCBI's taxonomy places the organism in Eukaryota, Viridiplantae, Streptophyta, Pinopsida, Cupressales, Cupressaceae. Gene Ontology annotation, molecular function: cellulose synthase (UDP-forming) activity. Gene Ontology annotation, cellular component: plasma membrane; trans-Golgi network.
AUCCAAUAUUCCAUUUGCAGGCCUGCAGACACCAGGGCCCUUUUUCUUCUGCCACACCCUUCUACAAAAAGCUCAGGGACGUACACUCCGCACGCUUAGUUUUCAUAUACAUUGAAUUCAUGGAGGCGUCUAGUUCAGGAAGCACCAUGGAUUCCAAUGACACAGAAGUUCCAUGGAAAGAAAGAGUGGAGACCUGGAAGAAGAAUGUAAAAUACAGUCACUUGAUGCGUGCAGAAACCAUCAAUGGAAGAUCCCAGAGGCAGAAACCAGAUCUCAUCAUUGAGACAGACGUGGAACCCAGGCAGUCUCUCUCCUCUGAGCUACCCAUUAAAGCGAACAUAAUUUAUCCAUACAGGCUUGUGAUAGUUUUGCGUUUGUUAAUUGUGGGAUUCUUUUUUUACUUGAGGAUAAAGAGCCCUGUGAAGGAUGCAUAUGGCCUCUGGAUUACUGCUGUUAUUUGUGAAAUCUGGUUGGCCGUAUCAUGGGUUCUAGACCAGUUGCCCAAGUGGUCUCCCAUGAAUCGCCAGACUUACCUCCAAAGAUUAUCUAGCAGGUAUGAGAAAGAGGGCGGAGAGUACUCUGCGCUAGCAAGCGUGGAUGUUUUUGUGAGCACGGAGGAUCCAAUAAGCGAGCCGCCAAUGAUGACUGCAAAUGCUAUUUUAUCUGUGCUUGCUGUGGAUUACCCUGCCGAAAAAGUUUCGUGCUAUCUGUCGGACGAUGGCUCGGCCAUGGUUACGUUCGAGUGUUUGUCUGAGACUGCGGAAUUUGCAAGGCGGUGGGUUCCCUUCUGCAAGGAAUUCAACAUCGAACCCAGAGCUCCUGAAGCUUAUUUUUCCCAAAAGAUUGAUUAUCUUAAAGAGAAGGUCAGACCUUCCUUUGUGAAAAAGCGCCGGGAAAUGAAAAGAGAAUAUGACGAAUUCAAAAUUAGAAUGAAUGCUUUGGUGAGCAAACGACAGAAGACCCCAGAGGAUGGGUGGAUGAUGCAGGAUGGUAGGCCUUGGCCCGGGAACAAUCCUCGCGACCACCCAGCAAUGAUUCAGGUAUUUUUAGGCCGCACUGGGGCUCUUGACAUCACAGGACAUGAACUCCCUCUGUUAGUUUACGUCUCUCGUGAGAAAAAGCCUAGUUUCCAUCACCAUGACAGACCCGGUGCCAUGAAUUCUCUGGUUCGAGUCUCGGGAGUGCUAACCAACUCUCCCUACAUCUUGAAUAUGGACUGUAUGCAAUACAUAAACAACAGUCAAGUCUUGCGAGAGGCAAUGUGCUUUAUGAUGGACGCCCCAGUUGGCCAAAACGUUUCUUACGUGCAGUUUCCUCUCAGAUUUCAUGCUUUCGACAAGCAAUGGAACAAAUAUGUUAAUCACAACACCGUUUAUUAUGAUAUAACAUUGAAGGGGCUAGAUGGUAUUCAGGGGCCAAUGUACUUAGGCACAGCAUGUGUUUUCAGGAGGCAAUCUCUCUAUGGUUACGCCCCUCCCCUAAUCAGCCAAAAAUCUUCCCAAUCAUGGCGGCCCUGGUUGUUUGGCAGAUCAAAGGACACUGAUAGAGAAAGCCCAGAUACCAUCAGCAAUGAAAUGCUCACAGACACUGAAAGUUUUUACCAAUACGAAUCAGAGACUGCACAGCUGUUAGGUCCCUUUCAAAAUUUGGAAGCAUCUUUGGGGCAAUCUCCAGUCUUCAUCGCUUCAACUUUAAUGGACGAUGGUGGUCUUCCGGACACUACAGACCCUUCUUCGCUCAUCAGAGAAGCCAUCCAUGUUAUUACCUGUACAUAUGAAGAGAAAACCCAAUGGGGAAAAGAGAUCGGUUGGAUAUACGGCUCUGUCACAGACAAUGUCCUCACAGGAAUGAAGAUGCACGCCCGUGGCUGGCAAUCCAUAUAUUGUGUUCCUUCAAGGCCUGCAUUCAAAGAAAAUGGUGCUAUGAAUUUAGCAGACAGCCUGAGGCAACUGCUCCAUUGGGCACAUGGCUCCAUGGAAAUUCUUCUCAGCAAACGCUGCCCACUGUGGUACAGAUUGAGAUCUGGGCAACUUAAUUGGCUUCAAAGAGUCGCCUACAUCAACACAGUAGUUUACCCAUUGGCUUCAAUUCCACUCAUCACCUACUGCUUUCUUCCUGCUGUUUGUCUCCUGACAGGAAAAUUCAUAUUUCCACUGCUAGACGAAUUUGGACUCAUUUGGAUCGUAGGUGUCCUUAUCUCCAUGGUGGCCUGUGUGUUCCUGGAGCUCAAAUGGAGCCAUGUGGAGAUUGAAGACUGGUGGAGGUACCAACAGUUUUGGGUGAUUGGAGGCACCUCUGCUCACUUUUUUGCAAUAUUCCAAGGCCUGCUAAAAGUAUUAACAGGCAUGCAGUUUACUGCCAUAUCUACUGCUCAUCCAAAACCCAAGUCAAAAAAAUUAGAUGAGGCAGAUGAUCUCAAGGAACUCUAUGUAUUUGAAUGGACUAAUCUUCUUAUCAUUCCAACCACACUGGUGAUAGUCAACCUUUUAGCUGUUGUAGCUGGAAUUUCAGCCACAUUUAACAGUGGAUAUGGUGAAUGGGGAUUCUUGUUUAAGAAGCUCUGCUUUGCAUUCUGGGUUGUAGUACACUUGUACCCAUUUCUGAGAGGCCUUUUGGGAAGACAGAAUCGAACUCCUACUAUAGUUAUACUUUGGUCUGUUCUUCUGGCUUCUAUUUUCUCGCUUUUGUGGAUUAGGGUCGAUCCAUUUCUUAACAAGAAGGAUGUUUCUCCUUUUCAACGAUGUACUUUUGACUGCUCUUGACUGCUUCAAUGAAAAGCUCUCGGAUCUGUCAUACCAGACAACGUCUUUUUAUCAUUGUAGUCUGUCGGUUCCUCGACAAGUUUUACAUCAAACCAAGCAAUCUAAAUUCUUAUUCUUUCUUUAACCUUUUUAAAAUAUCUUCCUGUUUAACAAAGCCUCAAUUAUGAAGUCGGUUCUUUGUACAGUAAGCAACCUACAAUUAAAAGAAUCUGCUGCUUUAAAAUAGCAGAACUCUUGUAUGAAGGGCCCAAGGGCAUAAUUACUAAGUUCUUGUGUUCCAUAAAAAGGAAGAGGGGAGUGAAUACAAUGUAAUAAAUUUGGUUUUCGACA